CCUGGAGAAUGAGUGCAGGGGCUCCUCUGGGAUUGGGAGCUGCUACAGGGCUUAAAUGGGAACGCCACAUGGAGCAGGGAGAGGAGGGGCGAGCGUCACUAGCUUAGCUGCAUCAUCUCUCUCUCCCUCCCUCUCCCUCUUAGCUUAGAGGCUGUUCAUGUUUGAGUCACCUCUGUAAUCUCACACCGGAUUGGUCAGACCGAGGGAUGCAUGCUUGUCGAAAAUAGUGGGUUUGUGUGAAGCAACAGAGGCAGUGUGUGCUUGGACAAGGGGCUUUUUUCCUUUGCUCCCCUGUCUUCCUGGGCAUGGUGUGUGGAUAGCCAUCAUCGUCUGCAGCGUCUGGUCAGCUCAGCACAGCUUCCCUCGUCUAUGGGGCUCAGUGUCCUUGACAGCUCUGGAUACCCAACAAGGCUAACCUGAGAAGAGGUCAUGCAUUCGGGGAGCCAGGAACUGUACAGCCAGUUUAACUCUCAGAGGAACGAUGAGGAGGCUGUGGUGGACCAGGGAGGGGCGAGGUCCAUGCUGAAGACCAACUUUGAGAAGGAGGAGCUUGAAGGCCACCGGACUCUCUACAUCGGCGUGCACGUGCCGCUGGGCCGGAAGACCCACCGGAGGCACAGGCACCACGGCCACCGGCACCGGAGGAGGAGCCGGGAGAGGGACAGCGGGGUGGACGAUGGCCGUGAGUCGCCCUCCUACAACACCCCAUCUCAGAGAGUGCAGUUCCUACUGGGCACAGAGGAUGACGACGAGGAGCACAUCCCCCACGACCUCUUCACACAGCUGGACGAGAUCUGCUGGCGGGAAGGGGAGGACGUCGAGUGGAGAGAGACGGCCAGGUGGCUGAAGUUUGAGGAGGAUGUGGAGGAUGGCGGAGAGAGGUGGAGUAAGCCGUACGUGGCCACUCUCUCGCUGCACAGCCUGUUUGAGCUGCGCUCCUGCAUCCUUAACGGCACCGUGCUGCUGGACAUGAGGGCCACCUCGCUGGACGAGAUCGCAGAAAUGAUCCUGGACCACCAGGAGGCCGCCAUUCCUCUGGGAGACGACAUCCGUCGUAAAGUCCGCGAGGCACUCCUCAAGCAGCACCAUCACCAGAACCAGAAGAAGCUGGCUAACCGCAUCCCCAUUGUGCGCUCCUUCGCAGACAUCGGCAAGAAGCAGUCCGAGGCUCACAACAUGGACAAAAACGGUCAGAUGAUCUCUCCCCAGACACUCCCCAUGGCCCCAGAGGGGAAGAGUGAGGUGAGCCGAGAGAACAGUGCCGUGGACUUCAGCAAGAUAGACCUACAUUUCAUGAAGAAGAUUCCACCGGGGGCCGAGGCCGCCAACAUUCUGGUGGGAGAGCUGGACUUCCUGGAUAAGCCUGUGGUAGCGUUUGUGCGCCUCUCCCCUGCGGUGAUGCUGAAUGGCAUAGCAGAGGUCCCCAUCACGUCCAGAUUCCUUUUCAUUUUAUUGGGGCCUGUGGGAAAAGGCCAGCAGUACCAUGAGAUCGGUCGAUCCAUUGGAGUUUUGAUGACCGAUGAGGUCUUUCAUGACGUGGCGUACAAAGCAAAGGAUCGCAAGGACAUUGUGGAUGGCAUUGAUGAAUUCCUCGACCAAGUAACAGUUCUGCCACCAGGAGAGUGGGAUCCUUCCAUAAGAAUAGAGCCUCCCAAAAAUGUUCCUUCCCAGGAGAAGCGGAGAAUCCCAGGUGUACCCAACGGCACCACCGACAUUGGAGAAGCUGAGGAGCAUGGGGGACACGGUGGCCCAGAAUUGCAACGCACAGGGAGGCUCUUUGGAGGAUUAAUCUUGGACAUCAAGCGCAAGGCACCGUUCUACUUGUCAGACUACACGGACGCCCUGAGUCUGCAGUGCAUGGCGUCCUUCCUCUUCCUGUACUGUGCCUGCAUGUCGCCUGUCAUCACGUUUGGGGGCCUGCUGGGCGAGGCCACUGAGGGCCGCAUAAGUGCAAUUGAAUCGCUGUUUGGAGCCUCAAUGACGGGUAUCGCUUAUUCCCUCUUUGCUGGACAGCCACUCACUAUUCUGGGCAGCACUGGGCCCGUGUUGGUGUUUGAGAAGAUUUUGUUCAAAUUCUGCAAGGAGUACGGCCUAUCCUACCUCUCCUUAAGAUCCUGCAUCGGGUUGUGGACGGCGUUCUUCUGUCUGCUCCUGGUGGCUACUGACGCCAGCUCGCUGGUGUGCUACAUCACACGCUUCACUGAGGAGGCCUUCGCCGCUCUCAUCUGCAUCAUCUUCAUCUACGAGGCCUUGGAGAAGCUCAUCCACCUGGGAGUGCACUACCCCAUCAACAAGAACAACGACCUGGAGAAGCUCACGCAGUACUCAUGCGCCUGUAUCGAGCCUCAGGAUCCAAACAACGCCACCCUGCAGUACUGGGAGGACAACAACAUCACGGCCUCCGAGAUCUACUGGGAGGCCCUAGAAGUCAAGGAGUGCAUUGAGAAGCGCGGUGUGUUUGUAGGGAAGGCCUGUGGCCCUCACGGCCCUUACAUCCCUGAUGUCCUCUUCUGGUCCGUGGUGCUCUUCUUCUCCACUGUCGCCAUGUCUGCUUUCCUCAAGGACUUCAAGACCAGCCGCUACUUCCCCACCAAGGUGAGGUUAAUUAUCAGUGACUUUGCUGUGUUCAUCACCAUUCUCACCAUGGUGUUUGUGGACUAUGCCUUGGGGGUCCCAUCACCCAAGCUGCAAGUCCCCAGUGUGUUCAAGCCAACCAGAGAUGAUCGUGGUUGGUUGAUCAACCCUCUGGGACCCAACCCCUGGUGGACCAUCAUCAUCACCUGCAUCCCUGCCCUUCUAUGCACCAUCCUCAUCUUCAUGGACCAGCAGAUCACUGCCGUCAUCAUCAAUAGGAAGGAACACAAGCUGAAGAAAGGCUGUGGGUACCACCUGGACCUGUUCGUGGUGGGCGUGAUGCUGGGCGUGUGCUCGGUGAUGGGGUUGCCGUGGUUCGUGGCGGCCACCGUGCUCUCCAUCUCCCACGUCAACAGCCUGAAGCUAGAGUCGGAGUCCUCAGCACCCGGCGAGCAGCCCAAGUUCCUGGGCAUCCUCGAGCAGCGCUUCACUGGACUCAUGAUCUUCACCCUGAUGGGCUGCUCCGUCUUCAUGACCUCCGUGCUCAAGUUCAUCCCCAUGCCUGUGCUGUAUGGAGUAUUUCUCUACAUGGGUGCAUCAUCACUGAAAGGAAUACAGUUCUUUGAUCGUCUUCUGCUGUUCGGGAUGCCGGCAAAGCACCAGCCGGACUUCAUCUACCUGCGGCACGUCCCCCUGAGGAAGGUGCACCUGUUCACCAUCAUCCAGCUCACCUGCCUCGUCCUGCUCUGGGUCAUCAAGACCUCCAAGGCCGCCAUCGUCUUCCCCAUGAUGGUGUUGGCACUGGUGUUUAUUCGGAAGCUGCUGGAUUUCAUCUUCACUAAGAGAGAGCUGAGUUGGCUGGACGACCUGAUGCCAGAAAGCAAGAAGAAGAAAUUAGAGGAUGCUGAGCAAGAGGAGGAGCAGAGCAUUCUGGGAGAGGAAGAAGGAGUUGUGCAAGUGCCAUUGGAGGGACAUUACAAAGAUGAUCCUUCCACAGUAAACAUUUCAGAUGCAAUGUCGAAAUCCUCCUUUGGGAAUACGUGGAACUCAGACUCUAAGAAUAAAAGCAGUGAGAAAAGGAGAGAAGCAACGUGACGUGGAGAAGGGCUGCGACGACAAAGAGACGAAUCUCUGACAUUUCCCUCCUUCACUGUGUCUCUCUCUCUCACACACACACACACGCACACUAGUAUGUGGUGCCACUCUUUUACCGCUCCUCUUCGUGUCCGUCCCGUAGAUCCAUUUUCUGUACAGUGCAACAGGGAUCGCACAGAUUUUAGCUGUUAUGUCUGAAAAUAAUUUGUUUGACAAAUUGAAAACAACAGAGACACCGUCAUUAUGAUUUAUUUACUAGUGUUUAUACAUGUAAUUGAGUACCAGCAGCCAAGGAGAUGUGUUGGUGGGGUCUGCUUUGUCUGUGAACCUGGAAUUGAGUGAGAAAGUCUGAAUCACAAGAAGAGACUAUUUUAAAAGCAACCUUUGUUUUCAUUGACAACCUUAUGUAUUUUGUAUGUUUUGUAUUUUUGGAAAACACAUAAAUCUCUCUGUAUUCUUCAAAGUGUUAAUCAAUGUUGAACAAUAGAUGCUGUAGAUUUAAGCAGGAAAAGCAAUUAGUGUUCAAAACGUAUCAUAUACACAACUACUGCCAAAACUAAGGCCAUAUGCAUGGAGCUAUUUACAUUGUCAACAUACUCGCUGUUCAUAGAGAAAAGAGAAAUUAAUAUAUAUUUUAAAGUAUUAAUUAUAAUAUUUUCUCAGUAGAGAUGAGAUAUGAUCUCAGAAGAGAUGCUAAACUCUUGUUUCUUUGUAAUGAGAUAAAUAUUUUACUGAAAAAUGGAUAGAUAUCAUCUGCACUACAUGCCAAUUCAUCUCAUGCACAUUGAAGUGGCUGCUUAUUCCUGUCUUGAUUGUAUAUAUCUUACUGAAGAUCUAUCAAAGAGAUUCAUCACUUAUCACGGCACGCACAUUCGUUGUCCUCAUGCCAAAGUCUAGACUGCUUUCAUGGUGAAAAAUAAAAAUCCUAUCUCUACAUAAGUAUUUAUCAGUGCACCACUAUCAUCAACACACAGAACACGCUUACAUAUCAUGUAGAGUUUUGCGUAGUGAGAAACAAAGCUUCUCAGAGAUGAUUGUACUCUCUGCCUAUUGCCAAGGUUGUGUUGCAGAAAGUUGCAUCUAAUAAAUGAAUGAUUAAUCAAUAAAGGCUAAGGUUGUACUUGAAAUGUCUAGUGAGCGGCAAAUUAAAGUAUAGCCAAAUUUAGAAACAAAUGCAAUAGUACUUUAGAAGGGCAGAUCAAAUUAUUUCUAGAUUAUUUUUGGAUGAGACAGAUUACUUUGCACAAUAAAUAUAAACCUGUAACAUGAUUUUAUUUAUGUUUUAAUAGUAACACUCACAUACCACAUAUUAUGAACAUUGUAAGCUUGUGUUGUAUGUGUUUUAUAGACUGAUUCUUUCUUACUCAUCUCAUAAAAUUGGGCCUGGUGAUUCAUGAUUUGAUGAGAUCCAGGAAGGUAUUCCAUGAAAAGCUGGUAUUGAUGAUACCAAUCAAUGAUACAUUUAUCUUCAGUCACUUGUGUAAUCAUUUUGAUUUGUGUCUGCCAAUAUCUGCGUUUAAAGUCAUUUGUUUUAUCUUUUUUUUUGGUGGGGGGGAUUUAAUGAACUAGAAUCUAUUAAAUGAAAUGUAAAGUUAUUAUUGAUUUAGUCUUAAUGUUACAGUAUUUAUUAAAUGUGUAAAAUGUGGUAUGAAAUAAACUGAUGUAAUUUA
Molecule: messenger RNA, 5339 nt
Organism: Alosa sapidissima (American shad)
Lineage: Eukaryota; Metazoa; Chordata; Actinopteri; Clupeiformes; Clupeidae
Gene: slc4a10b
Product: solute carrier family 4 member 10b
Exons: 25
Coding region: 430-3669 (1079 amino acids)
Biological process (GO): monoatomic anion transport; regulation of intracellular pH; transmembrane transport
Cellular component (GO): basolateral plasma membrane; plasma membrane
Molecular function (GO): monoatomic anion transmembrane transporter activity; solute:inorganic anion antiporter activity; sodium:bicarbonate symporter activity
Source: RefSeq, a predicted model, not a curated record